UUUCGGGGCCAAAUGUCCGGGUCCGAGAGCCUCAUCUAUCGCAUGGAACUACAGCGCAACCUGGAGGGUCACGGGGGUUGCGUGAAUACGGUAUCUUUCAACCCGACAGGAGACCUCCUUGUGAGCGGCUCAGAUGACCAAAGCGUCAUGCUCUGGGAUUGGCGUCGUGGCUUGCGACGUCUGCGGUUCGAACCCGGGCACACAAAUAACAUCUUCCAGGCGAGUCGAACAGCCGCACGCGGAUGCCACCGCUUGUUGGCUCGCUUUCUGCCUGGCUCGCACGACAAGACGCUAGUCUCCUGCGCUGCGGACGGACAGGUCCGUGUAUCGUACUUUCGUGAGGGCAGCUCCCGGCCCUUUACCAAGCGCCUGCAUCGCCACAUGGGACGAGCGCACAAGCUGGCAUUGCAGCAUGCUAGCCCGUACAACCCAUCGUACGGCGGCGGCGCGUGCGGCGGCCCGCCUUGCUUUUACAGCAGUGGCGAGGACGGAGACGUGUGUCUAUUUGAUCUGCGGAUGUGCGACUCGGAGCCACUGGCUCGCAUGGCGGCUAGCGCAACCGGCAGCCAUCAGAGCCGACAGAUUAUCGAUUUAAACGCUAUACACGUUAACCCGGCGCGGCCAUGGCAGCUCGUCGUCGGUGGGGCCGACGAGGCGGUCGUCGUGUAUGACAACCGAAGCUUGACGUCACUGACGUCGUCGUACGGAGGCAGCAGCGCGCGGGGAGACCCGGGAGCCGUACGGCGCCGGCCGGCACACGUCACAUGCGUCAUGUUUGGCCAGAACGGUGACGUACUUGCGACGUACAACGAUGAUGACGUGUACCUCUUCAGGCCGCCGGGCACACAGGGCAGUGCUGACCCCCGUGUUCCUACGCGUGUGCUGUCUCCCCUCCUCCCCUCUGCCCGCAGCGGCCACCGCAACCGUCAGACCGUCAAAGGGGUCAACUUCCUUGGGGAGAGGGAGGAGUGGGUGGUCAGCGGGAGUGACUGCGGGCAUAUUUAUAUUUGGAGUCGAGACAGUUGUCGGUUGCACUGUUGGUUGCGAGGAGACACCCACGUGGUCAACUGCCUGGAGCCGCACCCCUCACUGCCCCUGCACAUGGCCACAUCGGGUAUCGAUGACGACAUCAAGUUGUGGGCGCCCACCGCCGAGUGCCCCCACACCCCGGGACCCUCGGCCCAUGCGACCAUGGAGAGCAACUCCCGGCAGAGGGCCGCGGACCACUCCCGCGUG
Molecule: messenger RNA, 1236 nt
Organism: Volvox carteri f. nagariensis
Lineage: Eukaryota; Viridiplantae; Chlorophyta; Chlorophyceae; Chlamydomonadales; Volvocaceae
Exons: 10
Cellular component (GO): Cul4-RING E3 ubiquitin ligase complex; cytoplasm
Molecular function (GO): protein binding
Source: RefSeq, a predicted model, not a curated record